AUGCAUCCACACUUGCACACCAAAGAUAACAUCGCUUGCGAGGAGGUCAUGACCGCCCUCGAGGAGUGCCACGCCCGUGGCUUUCUCUGGAAGUCGCUGGGCAUGUGCAGCAACAUCAAGCACGACGUCAACAUGUGCCUGCGAGCCGAGAGACUAAAGCGCACGGCCGCGAAUCGCGAGAUCGCCAAAGCCAAGAGAGAAAAGAUCCAGAGGGCCUGGGCCGAGAUUGACAAGAACUCGUGA
Molecule: messenger RNA, 243 nt
Organism: Neoarthrinium moseri
Lineage: Eukaryota; Fungi; Ascomycota; Sordariomycetes; Amphisphaeriales; Apiosporaceae
Exons: 2
Coding region: 1-243 (80 amino acids)
Source: RefSeq, a predicted model, not a curated record